UUACCCCGCCCAUCUCUGGCAAACCCUCCUGCCUGACGGUGGGAUAGGCCCUCCCAUUCCUGGCUCCUCCCCCCUGCCUGGCUCAGAGUAGGUGGCGCCGCCCCCAGGGAAGCAUGGCCGGUUGGGAGAGCGCUGAGAAGCCGCAGGAAGAUGAAGGUUUCGCCCAGUUCUUGGCCCUGCACUUACCGGCACUCACCGCCUCCGGGGUCCCCCAGCUCUACUGGGCCGCCCUGCACCGCAAACUGCAUGGGGAGCCGUGUAACCAUUGCUGAACUACAACUCCCAGAAUCCCCGGCAGACGGUGCAUGCUGGGAACUAGUGUUUGAUGCGGGGGAGAUGUUUGGGAUCACGUACGUGGAGGAAGCAGAGGAGGAAGAUGAGGAGGAGGAGGAGCUACAGGAGCAGGAAAUGAAGAAGCCAAAUCCCGGCACUGACCCGCGUUCUAAAGUGAUUGUGACCCAUGAGGGGGGGCUCAGAGCAUCCAAUCCCAACAGCAUCUUCCUGAUUGACCAUGCCUGGACCUACCGUGUGGAUCACGCGCGGCAGCAGCUCCUGCAGGUCCCCGGCCUCUUCCACCGUAUGGCCAAUCUCAUUGGGCUCCCAUUCCAUGGGGAGGUGCCGGAUGAAGGCAUGGUGGAGGCGGUGCUUCAGGAAAUGUGGAAAUACAACCAGACCUACCAGCUUUCCCAUGGGUCGGCAGAGGAGAAGGUUCCGGUCUGGUACAUUAUGGAUGAGUUCGGAUCUCAGAUCCAGCACUCGGACGAACCAACGUUUUGCACUGCUCCCUUGUUCUACUUCCCUCAGCAGAUCGCCUUCACCGUCCUGUGGCCCCUAAGGGACCUGGAAAAUGGAGAGGAGGUUACGCGGGAUUUCGCCUACGGGGAGCCCGACCCGCUGAUACGGAACUGCCUGUUGCACCCUUGGAGACCCGUUGACAUCACUCACAUUGGGUGCCACACCCCGGAGCCGCCGGCCAGUUAUUAUGAGGCCAUCUUUGCUGAGAAUAAAGAGUCGCUGCCAGUUCCCAUUACGCCGGCCUCGCCCACCCAGGACAAAGUACUCAAGGUACACACAGACAUGCAGCAGGUACUGGGGGGGCUCACACAUCCCCGGUUCCAGUUUACGGAUGACGAGAAAGAAGCCGACGUCCUGUUCAAGUUCUCCCACAUCAAGGAUUACAAGGCGCUAAGCACGGAGAGGCCCCACCUUCUGCUCAAUCAGUUCCCCUGUGAGAACCUCCUCACCGUUAAGGAUUGUUUGGCCUCGGUGUCGCGUCGGGCCGGGGGUCCAAGAUGGCUGCCGCAGACCUUUAACCUACGCACGGAGCUGCCGCAGUUCAUCAGUUACUUCAAGCAACGCGAGCAACGCGGCGACGACAAUCACUGGAUCUGCAAACCAUGGAACCUGGCGCGGGGCCUUGAUACCCACGUAACCACCAACCUCUCCUACAUUAUACGGCAGAGGGAAAGCACCCCCAAGGUGGUGUGUAAGUACAUCGAGGAUCCGGUUCUUUUCCAUCGGGAUGAUGUCGGGUUGGUGAAGUUUGAUAUUCGCUAUGUGGUUCUGCUGCGCUCGGUGCAGCCCCUGAGACUUUACGCUUAUGACGUCUUCUGGCUCCGCUUUGCCAAUAGGCCGUUUGCGCUGGACGAGCUGGAUAAUUAUGAGAAGCAUUUCACAGUAAUGAAUUACACCCCCGGUGUUGAGCUGAAACAGGUUCACUGUGACGAGUUUAUCACCCUGUUUGAGAAGCAGAACCCCGAGAUCCAGUGGAGCAGCAUACAGGCGGAGCUGUUCAAGUGCUUCCGAGAGUUAUUCGAAGCAGCUGCGUCCAAACCCGCCCCCUACGGAAUCUGCAAUUACCCCUCGUCCCGGGCAAUGUACGCCAUCGACCUGAUGCUGAAAUGGGAAACUGACACUGAAGGGAAGCGGGUGAUGCAGCCACAGAUCCUGGAGGUCAACUUUAACCCCGACUGCGCCAGGGCCUGCAAGUACCACCCCAGCUUCUUCAACGACGUCUUCAGCACUCUCUUCCUGGGAGAGACAGCCGGCUGUCACGUGACCCCCAUUCUCUAAGCCGAGUGCAACGCAAUAAUAUUCCCCCCCAUGCUUGGGAACAUGGAUUUAUACUGCAGUGCCCCCCCCCCCUCCCCUAUGGGCUUAGUACUAGGGUCACGUGUCUUGCUAUAGCAAGCUGUGAUUGGCUGGCAAAGGCUUAGGCUUCCUGGCUGCAGCUUGAGGGUUGGGCAACGGUUUGCUGAGGAUUCUGGGAGAUGUAGGAUUAAAGCAAUAGACUCACGGUUGAUGCAAUCAAUAGACUGUACACAAAGCUGCUUCCCCCCCCCCCCAGGUCUUAGUCACAUAUAUAUAUAUAUAUAUAUAAUACAGUAUAUAUUCAGGUAAUGGGCACUGCUUCCCCCAAUGUAUUUGGGCAGAAUACUGAGUACGUCCCCCCAUUUCUAUUGGGGAGCAAGUUGUUUUUUUUCAUUGCACCCCAAACCAAUUGAGGAAGAGUUAAUGUUACCCCGCAGGGUUUGGUGGGUUCCAUUCUGUCCCUUUUCAUCCGCUACUUGGUACAGUCCGGCCAAUAAAACCAAAACGAUAGAAUCACAUGGGUGUGCUGUGUAUUAAGCUCCGCCCUCGGUUAAUCUGCAGGGAGGGGCCAGUCCUGAGUUGCCACAGAAGGGGCAAUGGUACCGGUCUCUGAAGCUGCUGAUGAAAUGAAUUGAAAUCAACAUCGCCACCUGGUGGCAGCAGCUGGUAAUGUUCCGUCUCUGCUUAGAAACUGGAGCGAGUCAUGUGACGUUUCAGCCCAAUAACAUUUUCCUUUCACAGCUCAGUGGGACCCAGACUGUAAUAAAUGAAAAAUGUCUGAUGUGGGCGGGGCUAAAGUGAUUUUCCUUCCCAUGAGCACCCCUUGUGUGACUCUCUAGAACCAGUAGCUGUGUCCUUAUGCAACGGUGAUUGGUUGGUGCCGGGUAACUAAACCAUUUCUGGGUUAAAGGGUAACUGUCACCCUAAAAAGUCUUAUGCA
Molecule: messenger RNA, 3031 nt
Organism: Xenopus tropicalis (tropical clawed frog)
Lineage: Eukaryota; Metazoa; Chordata; Amphibia; Anura; Pipidae
Gene: ttll12
Product: tubulin tyrosine ligase like 12
Exons: 15
Coding region: 151-2073 (640 amino acids)
Molecular function (GO): ligase activity
Source: RefSeq, a predicted model, not a curated record